AACUAAUGAAUGCGAUUUUUUUUCACUAUAUUCGAUCUAAUGGAUAUUUGAGGAAAAAAAUAUUUUAUCUUUACCUAGAAUUUAUAAAACCCUAUAUAACUCCUUUCCCCUUUUUGCUUUUCAAAACCACGGGAAUGCCUUUGGAGUUAAAUUUUACAAAUUUUUCAAUCUGAUUUUCUGCAAUUUUAAUCUUCAAGUGGUUGUGGUUUGUGGCUUUUGAAGUGAAAUUUUGCAAUAUCAGUCUUCUUCUUUGUGUGUUAUUCGACUGAGAAAGAGGAAAGAAUUAAUUCGUUACUCGGACUCGGCAGUUUCGACGGAUUCCGAGACGGGAUACGGAUCAGAUCCGGCAAAAAACGGUGGACACGGUGGUGGGUGAUAACUGAAGAGAAAAAGAAAAAGAAAAAGAAAACGAACUUCGAUUCGCAGAGAUGAGAGAGAAGGGAUAGAUAUGGUAGAAGAAAGAGAGAGAGAAAGAAAGCGUUUGAAACAAAUGAAUAAAAAAAUAGGAUUCACUAAAUGCCAUACACUCUUCUCUUUUGAAGGGAGAAUAAUAUAUAAAAAUAAUGUCAGGCACAAUUUUCGGGAAAGGUCAGCCUUGUGGGAGAAAAAAAAAAGUAAAAAAAAAAUGUCUCUAAGAUUUUCAUAUAUAAAUUGAUUCUAGAUAAUUAUAAAUACAAUUAGAUUAUUUUUAUAAAUUAAAAAUAUUUUAAAUAUCAUAAAAAAAUUCUAAUAAAAUAUUAAACCAAACUGCCGGGUAACGAAGUCUAUGAUUACUUCUUUCUUCUUUCUCUUUAAGAUAGCUUGGAACUACAAGAUUGGUAGUUUUUAGCCUUUACUUAUAGAUUAUAAUGCCAUCAUGGUUGCUAAUUUGAAAAGAUGGUGGAUGUAUUUUAACACAAAAAUUACUUCUAGAAUAACCUGCACUUUACUAGGAUAAAAAUGGCUAAAGAGCAUUUCUGGUCUGAAGAGAAUGUCCAAAAGAGUCUGAUUUUUAUCCUUUCCCUUUCAUUCUUCUGUUGGUCCUCAUUUAAUUUCAUCACUUUUUUACUUACGACUAGAUAAAAGCUGGCUCCUAAGAAAUGAGAAAGUUCCUUUCAUUGAAUAAAAUUAAUCAUACAUGAGAAGCUAAAGCUCAUUAUAUGUAACUCAAGUUCACCCUUUGAUGACCCUAGUCCUACCAGUAAUCAAAGGAACAUAUAUAGUUGGGGUCUAGAGAAGAAGAGAAAGAAAUAUACCUUUCUAGUAAUGGAUUAAAGUUGGAUGAUGCACUUGCACUGGAACAAAGUUAUUUUCUGGGAUCAUUCAGACAUUGACUAAGAAAGCUAACAGAGUUAAGCCAUCAUGUGCAGAGGUUUAGGUUCCAAAUCGAACAUGUAAAGAUGGGAGUGUUGUGAAUGAGAAGACAGCUGAAGUUGUGUUACUCGAUUUUUUUUCUAUCUUUUUCAUUUAUAAAUUUAAUCCGUUAAAAUGGAACUAGUUUAACAGCUGAUGCAGGCAAAAAACUGCCCUGCCCUGCUCUGUUGUUAUCUCUACUAUUUAUUAUAGCAAAUAAUUUAAUUUAGAACCCAUAGUAUUUUGGUAAACUUUUAUUACUUUUAUAUUAUCUAAUAAAAAAAAACCACAAAACCCUUGAAAAAGGCUGCCUUCCAUUUCAUAUAACCAAAAGAAAGAAAAAAUGCCUCCAAACCUUACUAAACCCAACAGUGGCUUCACUUCAAAGCCAUCGCCUCUCUGUACUUUUGUAUCCCUCAUUUUCCUCCUUAUUAUAGGUUUCUACACUCUCCAUUACCCACCUGGAAAUCCCAAAAAAGUCCUUCUUUUCCAGCAAAUAUUCCUCUCUUCUGCCUCCAACUCCACCAUCGCCUCCUACCUGCGUUCCCUCACUUCCCACCCUCAUCUCGCUGGCACAAAGCCUUCCCUUGAAACCAUCCACUAUGUCAAAACCCACUUUCAAAACCUUGGCUUGGAAACGCAUACGGUGCCGUUUCAGACCCUUUUGUCUUACCCCGUUCAUGCUUCGGUUUUAAUGCAUUUCGGCAACGGCACCGUGUUAAACUUGCCUUUAAACGAAAUGGGUAUUCCUAGUUAUCCAUCUUCAGGCUUGAUACAACCCUACCAUGCAUUUUCUCCGUCGGGAACGGUGCAUGGUAAGGUUGUUUUUGCGAACCACGGGAGGGAAGAUGACUAUCGCACGCUUGGGCUGAUGGGGGUUAAUGUUAAUGGCUGCAUAGUGGUAAUUAGAAAAGGUGGUGGUUUGAGUAGAGGGGCCGUAGUGAAAAUAGCUGAAAAAAAAGGCGCUUUGGGGGUGCUAAUGUAUGCUGAAGGGCAUGUUUCAAAGGGUAGCUUUGGGUCUGGAGUUGAAAGAGGGACAGUUAUGGAGGGAGUUGGUGACCCCUUAACUCCUGGAUGGGGUGCGGAUGAAGAUGGGGAGAGGUUGAAGUUGGAGGACAAGAAGGUUUUGCAGAGGUUUCCUGGCAUUCCAUCUCUGCCCUUACCUUUUGAGUCUGCUCAACUUAUUUUAGAUUCUCUUGGGGGACCUUUGGCACCUCAGGAAUGGAGGGAUUCCGGACGAUCUAAUUUAUCCCAUGUUGGAUCGGGUCUGGUUAUGGUGAAUUUUACUUACCAGGGGGAGAAAAAGUUGGCUACAAUUUACAAUGUAGUCGCUGUCAUAAGAGGAUUGGAGGAGCCAGAUCGUUAUGUUUUGAUGGGGAAUCAUAGAGAUGCUUGGACAUAUGGUGCUGUUGACCCCAAUAGUGGGACUGCAACACUCCUUGAUAUUGCUCGAAGAUAUGCCCUUUUGAUGCGAAAGGGUUGGAACCCUCGGAGGACAAUCAUUUUUUGCAGUUGGGAUGCUGAAGAAUUUGGAAUGAUCGGUUCCACGGAGUGGGUUGAGCAGAACCUUGUAAAUAUUGGUGCUAAAGCUGUGGCAUAUCUUAACGUAGAUUGUGCGGUGCAAGGGCCUGGGUUUUUUGCUGGCGCAACUCCUCAGCUAGAUAAUCUUAUUCUUGAGGUCACAAAGAAGGUCCAGGAUCAGGAUUCAGAGGUUGUAGCUACAAUAUAUGAAAAAUGGAAAACCAUGAAUGGAAACAAUAUUCAAAGACUCAGUGGCGUGGAUUCUGAUUUUGCACCAUUCUUGCAACAUGCCGGGGUUCCUUCUGUCGACAUAUAUUAUGGAAGAGAUUUCCCUGUAUAUCAUACUGCUUUUGAUUCUUUCAACUGGAUGAUAAACAACGCAGAUCCAUUCUUUUGGCGUCAUGUGGCUGUGGCUGGAGUUUGGGGUCUUCUAGGCCUUCACCUUGCUGAUGAUCCAGUUCUACCUUUUGAUUACCUCUCCUAUGCUAAACAGUUGCAGGAGUAUAAAGAUGCCUACAGCAGAGUUUUGGAUGGUAACAUAUCCCUCACCCCCCUAGCCGCAUCGAUUCAAGAAUUUACAUCUGCAGCAAAACAAGCUAACGAAGAAACAAAGAAACUAAUGGAGCAAGAAUUUACCAAUGACCUUUUAGCUUUGAAGAUCAGAGCAUUGAAUGAUGGGUUGAUGCUUGCCGAAAGAGGCUUCCUAGAUACAGAUGGAAUUAAAGGAAGGGAGUGGUUCAAGCAUCUUAUUUAUGGACCUCGCAGCAACUACGAGAGUGGAUUGGAGUUCUUCCCUGGAAUAUCUGAUGCCAUGGCUGAAUCAAAGAACAUGAGCCAAAAGGACGGGCAUGCAGCAAUUAAACACGAAAUCUGGAGAGUUGCUAGAGCCAUCCAAAGAGCCGCAGCUGCACUCAAAGGAGAACUUGUCUGAAAAAAAACUGAUAGCUGCAAGAGUGGAAGUUGAAAAUUAGACAGAGAGAGAGAGAGGCAUAAACUUGUACACACACACAUAUAUAUAUAUAUAUAUAUGUUUUCUGUUACAUUUAAAUCUAUGUCGGUAGCCAUUACCGAGCGUUUGCAAAUUGUACUCCGUGGCAUUGAUUAUGAAUGUAGAAACUCUUAAUUUUAAUUGAUGGUUGUUGAAAUCAUAAA
Molecule: messenger RNA, 4005 nt
Organism: Gossypium arboreum
Lineage: Eukaryota; Viridiplantae; Streptophyta; Magnoliopsida; Malvales; Malvaceae
Product: probable glutamate carboxypeptidase AMP1
Exons: 12
Coding region: 1676-3784 (702 amino acids)
Molecular function (GO): carboxypeptidase activity
Source: RefSeq, a predicted model, not a curated record